GUCCCCCUAGUUGUGCCAUGCGCAUUAACGGUUGUUGUUGUUGAACUGGUUGUUAUGGCUGAACAAGGCCUCGGACUCAAUUGAGAGAGGACCCCCGUACCACCCCCGUCUCCGCCACGGGACACCUGGCACCUAUGGAGGGCACGGACAUGGACGUGGACGCGGAGCUCAUGCAGAAGUUCAGCUGCAUGGGCACCACGGACAAGGACGUCCUCAUUUCGGAGUUUCAGAGGCUGCUGGGCUUUCAGCUCAACCCUGCCGGCUGCGCCUUCUUCCUGGACAUGACCAACUGGAAUCUGCAGGCUGCUAUUGGUGCAUAUUAUGACUUUGAAAGUCCCAAUGUCAACACCCCAUCUAUGUCCUUUGUUGAGGAUGUGACAAUUGGGGAAGGAGAGUCUGUCCCUCCAGAUACGCUGUUCACUAAGACCUGGAGGAUACAAAACACAGGUGCCGAGUCGUGGCCACCGGGCGUUUGUCUCAAGUACAUUGGAGGCGAUCAGUUUGGGCAUGUAAACACAGUUAUGGUGAAGUCACUAGAUCCCCAGGAAAUAUCAGAUGUGAGUGUGCAGAUGCGAAGUCCCACAACUCCUGGCAUGUACCAGGGCCAGUGGAGGAUGUGUACUGCCACUGGAUUAUUUUAUGGAGAUGUAAUAUGGGUGAUUCUUAGUGUAGAAGUUGGAGGUCUUCUUGGAGUGACCCAGCAGCUAUCUUCCUUCGAGACAGAAUUCAACACUCAGCCCCAGCGCAAUGUGCAGGGAGACUUCAACCCUUUUGCCUCACCACAGAAGAACAAGCAUGAUGCCACUGACAACAGCUUCAGAGAUCCAGGUGGAGCCUGGGAACGCACGCAAGAGCCAAUCCAGCAAGAUCAGAAUGGACUGUCUCAUAAUGCUGUAAAUAGGGCGUCAAAUGGUCUCCAAACUAAUCUUUCUGUGGUAACUUAUGGACAGGGACCCUACCCAUUUGGACAGAGCUAGAAUGACAAAGACCCCUCUCCCCCACGGUGAAUGAAGAGCUUAGCACCCUGGGAGUCCUUAAACACAGAGGAGUUGGAGGGGGAGAGGAACAGUUGUUUUAUAUUGACUCAUGACAACCCUCUUCCAAAAACAACCCGUGGCCCUUUCCACAGAAACACAGAGGACAGUGAGGCGAUGGAUUACAUCAGCUGCCGUGAAACAUCCCACCUGACAUCAACACCUGGACUCGCAUGUGUGAAUGCUUCAUUUAAGAGUGCUAUAAACCUUUACGAAUAGAUACACCUGACUAUUUUUUAUUUACGUGGUAAAAACGUGCCUAGUUAAAGUGAAAGUCACCCUAAACAGUUUGGUAUUCCCGUGGGCAGUUGAAUGCUUUCUCUCUUUUGGGUUCCUACCCAGGUCUAGAAAUAUUUUUUUUUUUAAAUAUGUUAGAGUAGUACAGGAAAUUCUAGUGGUCAUUCAUGUUGAAGUUUUACACAGUGUUUCAAAAAAGAUGUUAUCUUUUAUUCACCAUCCCCCUCAAAAAAACUGUAAAAAAUCUAAAUGUGCAGAAGUUUCAAACUCCUUUAGGUAAAACACAGAAGCAGAAAACUACACAUAAGAAAGGAAAGAAAGAAAACAUGCACAGGUCUUUGCCAGCUCUGGAAAAUCAUCACUUAAGUGCGUAUAAAAAUGUAAGCCUCAAAGUUGCAUUCAUGUAUGAGAGAGAUGGGAAUCUUUCCCAUCAUCAACCAAUUUUACAUCACCAGACAACUGGUAGUAAUGGAUAUGGUGAUGCCAUGUUUAAAAUGUAACACUAUGUCUAAAGUGCCCCUGUUAUGCUCAUUUACAGCCUGAAUUGUUUUAUAUGAGUUCAGUGUUCAAAAUAAUGUUCAGAUUUUUUGGCACGCUCACAGCUUUUUGAGGCCCCUUUAUGAGAAGUGAGGGAACCGUCUGAAAGCUGUUGACUGCUAACAAAAGGUUUUUAAAACUGUUAGAAAUACAUUGUAUCACUUCUGCCUUUUACUUUAACUCAUCAGCACAGCUGUUGUCUUCUAGCUAUGAUAAUGUUGAUCGUUGCUGUUAAAACACAAGGAUUUUUAGCCUUGUGAAAAAUGGCUGAUUAGUUCUGUACUGUGCUGUGUUUGUGUCACUAUUACAUGUAUGAAAUGUGUAAAUGGGGACAGCUUUUUUUGGAGUUGGAAUAAUUCAGUUUGGCCUUUUUAACUCUGCAAACUAUUUACGUGCGCAGAAGAUAUGUAACACACUGGAGGGAAGGAGAAAGCACAAUAGGGGCACUUUAAUUUUGGCUUUGGCAACAUUGAAUAUCUGACUUUGGCUAAAGUGAGUCGUCCGUAUUUGUUUGGUUAAAGCUCCAGAAAUAUGGGAGCUUUUAGAAAAAUCACACAUUUCCAUUUGUAAUUCAAAUUUUAAGAAAUUCACAAGCUGGAAACGUGAAAUUCUCAAAACUCCAAUAUGACUCCAGCAGUUACUGCAUUGCAGCAACACACUUUCCCCCCUGCUACGACUUGGCUUGUUAGACUGAUUGCUCCACAUACAGUCACUUUUUUCCCCUUUUCUUUGCAGUCCUUGAUUUGAGUUUAGUACUCACCCUUGAUAAUUUGGAGAUUUUAUGUUCUGCUGUCAUACAGAUUUGCACUGUAAGAUGGCUUGGAUGCUUCCAAUAGAAGCCGUUUUUUCUCGUUACUGCAGUUAACUUCAAACUAAGCAGGGUUGGACUUUGUGAAUCCAGGAUGCCAUUCAAUUCAAGUCAGACAACAUGCAUUUGACUUGUGUCGUCUGACAAAAUAUCUAAAGAAACAAGUCUUAUUGUCCAAGUUUACAUAGACUAUUAAAAGCUAAGACUUCCUGCCCUUCUGCAUAUAAAUAUUUGUCAUUCUUGUGUAGGAACCCAGUUUCUUCCAAAGACAAAAUCCAGAGAGACCAGACACUAAUGGGUGGCAUCAUCCACUGCAUAGUCUGCAGGUGCAUAAUUGAAACUGCAUGGGACAAGGGUGGAGUUUAUUUUAUUAUUAUUAUUUUUGUUUUGUUUUGUUUAGGGUGGGUUUCGCUUUUAAUGGAGGCUGAAGCGCAAAUGGAUGUGAGUAAGCUUGAAUAUGUGAGUUGUGAGGAAAGGUUGAUAAAGCCAUCUAAAUCUAUUUUGCCUGGUGAAUGACUGUAGUAUCUGAGUCCAUGUCUAUGUAUGUGCCUGCCUGGUGCGUGUGUGCGUGUAAAUGUUAAUGGUUUCUCUUUGGAUUGAACUGACAUAAAUGGUGUAUACUACUUGGGGAAAGGAUGACUUGACACAUGCACAUCAUUACUGAGAGAGCUUUAAUAAGUGUGUACCUCAGAAGUAUUUUUGAGUGAUUCUGCACCAAAAAUUCACGCAUCAAAAAUGUCCCAGAUGUUAUUUAUUUUGUCUUUUUGUCUGUGCUGCAAAUUUAAUAAUUCCCAUUCAUAGCCAGCAGGUGGUGCUAAAAAUCAGAAGACCAAACUACACCAGACUUGUCAUGAGUGCUGAGUAUACUGAAUGAGGGGGGAAAGGUGAUGAGUUGUAGUGUGAGCCUAGCAGAUUGUCUGAAGAAUGUAGAUGUUUGUUAUCAGCAUUGUUAGCACUGAGGGUCAGUUGAGGUUUUCUUUGGCUUAUUGUGGAUCGUGACACCAGCAUUCCCCCCUCCUCAAAAUAUUUUAUUGAUUUGUGUAUUCCUCACAGCUUCAGGUUUUUGUUUUUAUAUAUCCUGAAAUGAAAGGUUUCAAUGUUAAACACUAGUUUCAUUCCUGCACCAGUGUCUGAUGUUGAACGUGAAAGUUAUUGUAUGUUUGUUUGUUUUUCUCUUCUGAUCACAUGAAUGAGUUUGUCUGCUGUUACACCUGAAUUUCUACUUCAGCUUUGCUACCUUCAUUAUGUCCAUGUUUUGUUUUUUUUUUUGUUUUUUUUUUCUGUGUAUCUUUUUGGCCUAAAAAUAAAAUGGGUGGUCCAUAGAACGCCAUUAUAGUGUUACCGUUUUUAUAAGGAAGUGUUCAAACAGGAUUAUUAGAAACUUUUAAUAUUUUGAUUUUAAAGUCCUUUAAACAACUUUUGAUGGUUAAUUAUCAAGGGGAUUGUUUCUUCUAUUAUAAUGUUUGUUUAUCUUUAAAAUUCACCAGCAUUCUGUGUUGCAGCUCUUCUCUGUUUGUAUUGAGUCAUCUGACAGUCCUCCUCCCAAACAGUAUACACUGUUCUGCACUGCUUCGAUUAUUCACGUGUCUUUUCCUUCUUUUCGUGUGUGCGUGCAUGUGUGCGUGCAUGCGUGCGUGCGCUUCCUUCGUGUUGGCUUGCAUGUGUGUGUGUGUGUGUGUGUGUGUGUGUGAGGAAGAGAAAAAAUGGUUAGAAAAUACUGCUGGAUCCAUUCUUUAGUUUUAGUUUGUGACUAUGUUUGGACUUGAGAUGGGUGGCAGAGUGAGUGGAUGAGAUGAAAGUUUACAUAGUCCUAAGAUAGCACAUUUAUCUGAAGAGAAAUUGUCAAAAUUAAGUUGGUUUUUUUUUCCUCCUGUAACUAUAAUUAAGCAUUUGUAUGAUUAAAUUAACACUGAAACAAU
Molecule: messenger RNA, 4535 nt
Organism: Neolamprologus brichardi
Lineage: Eukaryota; Metazoa; Chordata; Actinopteri; Cichliformes; Cichlidae
Gene: ilrun
Product: inflammation and lipid regulator with UBA-like and NBR1-like domains
Biological process (GO): macroautophagy
Cellular component (GO): phagophore assembly site
Molecular function (GO): ubiquitin binding
Source: RefSeq, a predicted model, not a curated record